Molecule: messenger RNA, 2139 nt
Organism: Neodiprion fabricii
Lineage: Eukaryota; Metazoa; Arthropoda; Insecta; Hymenoptera; Diprionidae
Product: probable cytochrome P450 6a14
Exons: 7
Coding region: 101-1642 (513 amino acids)
Molecular function (GO): monooxygenase activity; iron ion binding; oxidoreductase activity, acting on paired donors, with incorporation or reduction of molecular oxygen
Source: RefSeq, a predicted model, not a curated record
AGUUCCGAUUAGUUACAAAGUGUUUAGGAAUAUUGCAAAAAGCAUAACGUCGACAAGCAGUGAUACCUUGUUUUGUUUUGUGCCAGCUGAUGAAGGAAACAUGGCGGGUUUCUCAAACUACUUUGUGGUAGAAUUUAUAGGGGCAGUAUUUGCCCUCAUUUGUGCUGCUUACAUAUAUCUGAAAUAUGUGGCCUACAAGUACUGGAGUUGGAAGAACAUCGAUUUUGCCAAACCCGUUGUUCCCUUGGGAAACUUAUGGCCGGUGGUUUCAGUCAGCACUUCAAUUGGUGAACUGUUUCGAGACAUAUACUUGGAAUUUAGGAAAAGUCGGGUCGUUGGAGUUUACAUGUUUCACAAGCCUGCACUCGUGGUCAAUGAUCCUGAUGUCAUACGUUUCAUCCUGACAAAACAGUUCGCAAAUUUCCACGACCGUGGCGUGUAUUGCAAUGAGAAGGUAGAUCCGCUAUCUGGUCAUCUUUUCUCUAUCCCCGGUGCUAAGUGGAAGUUCCUGAGGACCAAGUUCUCUCCAACUUUCACUUCCAGCAAGAUGAAGCAGAUGUUUUUCACGGUUCAGGAAUGCUCCGAAAAAAUGGUGGAAUUCGUCAGUCCUCUAGCUAAGAACCGUGAACUGAUCGAGGUGAAGGACCUCGUGGCAAGAUUCUCCACUGAUGUAAUCGCGUCAGUGGCUUUUGGAGUCCAGUGCAACAGCAUCGAAAAUCCGAAUGCAGAGUUUCGAAGCUAUGGGCGAAAGGUUUUCAGGCCAAAACCAUGGAUAAACAUUGUCGGACUUCUGGCUCCAUCCUUGCUUAACGUGUUCAGCAUUAGCAGUGUCGAUGCCGAUGUGGAAAAGUUCUUCCUCAGUGCCUUUAUGGAGACAGUGGAGUACAGAACAGCUAACAAAGUUGCUCGGAAAGACUUCCUAGACUUGAUCAUUCAGUUGAUGAAUAAGGGUUACAUAGAAAAUGACGAUAAGAAAUUGUCUCAACUAUCAGAGUUUGAUAGUCAGAAAAUCACUGCACUUGAAGGAGCCGCGCAGGCUUUCGUAUUCUGGUUAGCUGGCUUCGAGACGUCAUCUUCAACCGUCACCAACUGCCUGUACGAGUUGGCGCUACAUCAGGAUAUCCAGGACAAAGUGGCUGAAGAAGCGAACCGAGUACUUGGAGAAUCCGGGGGAAUGUCUUACAACGGAGUAAAGGAGAUGCGCUAUCUUUACAAAGUCGUAUCAGAAACUUUGAGGAAGUAUCCAGCCGUCCCGAUUCUGAACCGAGAAUGCACAGCGGAGAUCGAUCUGCCCGAAACUGGACUCCACGUUGAGAAAGGCACUGCGAUAAUCGUUCCCGUUUACGGACUCCACAACGAUCCCGAAAUAUAUCCAGACCCGGAAAAAUUCGACCCUGAACGUUUCACCGAGGAAAACAUCGCCGGCAGACAUCCGUACGCUUAUCUGCCAUUCGGCGAAGGGCCGAGGAAUUGCAUCGGCAUGAGGUUUGGAUUAGUGCAAACGCAGGUUGCCCUCGCUAGUUUGCUUUCGAAAUACCGUUUCAUGCCAGGACCAGACUUCAAAGUUCCGAUGGUAUUGGACAGAGGCAAUGUGGGAGUUUCACCGGCAGGUGGAAUGACACUACGCAUCGAACUGCGAUGAUGUUAUCUCACAGUCUACUAUUGCCGAUGAUAAAACAAAAUUUAAAGAUAAAUGAUCAAGGGCUGAAUAUCGUCAAUGUUAUCGCUAGGAAUUACUAAUUAUUAUUAACUUUAUAUAACAAGAGCAUGUUUCACGCGGUUUUUCAUGCGUUUUUUCCGUACACAAGGUACCUGUUUUUAUGACAGUAGAGUGAGUUUGACUUGACCUGAUAGUUUUUGCAGAAGAAACCACUUUUAACUCUCAGCAUGCGCGGAGUACAGAAAAGAUCAUUUUUCACCCUUCAAUCAGAUAUUUUUUAAGUUAUUAUUUUGUCCUGAAUUUUGUAACUCUGGGGUUUUUGGGGUCGCUAAUCACGAAUCUGAAGUCAGAAUUUGUUGACCUGCGUCGUGUUUUUUGGAUAAAUCUUAGAUCUUCAAAAAAAGAUCGAAUUUGUCAUCUAAAUACUGCUUUUUUGAGUCAUGUAUGAGAAUGUCGGUGGAAUAAAUAACUACAGCUAA